Acanthosepion pharaonis is the source of this 549-nucleotide messenger RNA. Lineage: Eukaryota; Metazoa; Mollusca; Cephalopoda; Sepiida; Sepiidae. The record is from the annotation of a GenBank genome assembly.
AUGAAAAAAAAUAUUCCAUUUACUUUCCUUCUUCUUUUACUACCAUUGUUGUUCCUUUUUCUUUUUCUUUCUUCAACCUCCUGUUUACAUCUAUCUUUUUUUUUCUUCGCCUUCUUCUCUUUUAAUACAGUUAUUCUUUCCUUCAUUUUUCUUCACCAUUUUUUCUUCCCUUACUUCAUAUUGCAAACUUCCCUUUUCUUUCAUUUUUUUUUCAAUCUUCUUUUCGUUCGUUUAUUUUCUAUCUUCGUUUUUACUUGCUUAUAUUUUUAUCUCUUUUUCUUAUUUGCUUCAUCCCCCACUUUCGUUUUUUUACGUAUUUCUACCAGUCUUGCGAAAGGACAACAGAAAGAGAGGUCACAGUGGGGGCCCAGACACGCAUUAACAACUGCUAACCCCUGCUCCACGCAAUGUUUCCUUUCCCAUCGUCACUUCCUGUACACCCCUUACAUAUCUAUCUAUCUAUCUAUCUAUCUAUCUAUCUAUCUAUCUAUCUAUCUCUCUCUCUCUCUCUCUAUAUAUAUAUAUAUAUAUAUAUAUAUAUAUAUAUAA